AUGGCAGAACCCUACUCCAAUUUCUUCACUAGAUGCUUCAACUUCAUCCCUCUUAACUCACGCUACUCUUCCUCUACAUCAUACUCCAUCUUUCCUUCCAUUUCUCCUCAUACAGAUGACUCGUAUUCAUACAAUAUCAUGUCCGUGCAGGAGACUCCGAUCAAUUCAGACAACAUUGGAGUCAUUUUGGGAUCUGUAAGCAGUCAUACGUAUUCGGACAACAUUUGUCCAGUGCACGAGACUCUGGGUAUUGUCAGAUCUGAAGAGAGUAAGAUGUUCUCAAAUACCUAUCAAGUUCAAGCAUCACCUCCUUCACCUCCUCUAAGAGAAGCUCUACCUCUUCUCAACAACUUGAGUUUUAGUGCAGAAGAGAAUAGACCUUCUUCCAGUCCCAUGGAAGAUGACAGAAAGAGAGCUAAAGAUGAGAGCAUUCUAUCUCCUGUUGAUGAUGAAGGUGUGGCUAUAGACCUACAUAUAGGGCUCCCUAGCCCUAGUUCUUAUUUGUUUUCUUCCUCUGAAGAGAUUGUAAGUAAGGAUAAUGUUGGUGUUCUCUUAGGGUUGCCCUUGAACAGAUCAAACAAUGUUCAGUAUUGGGUUCCUACACCUUCUCAGAUUCUCACUGGCCAACACAGUUCUCAUGUCCUGUUUGCUGCAAGACGUUUAACAGAUACAACAAUUUGCAGUUGUUGAUUUUGCUUGUAGUUCUCUGGGUGACCUCCUCCUCUCUCUCUCUCUCU
Ilex paraguariensis (yerba mate) is the source of this 737-nucleotide messenger RNA. The record is from the annotation of a GenBank genome assembly. Lineage: Eukaryota; Viridiplantae; Streptophyta; Magnoliopsida; Aquifoliales; Aquifoliaceae.